Messenger RNA from Cottoperca gobio, 2767 nucleotides. RefSeq names its product solute carrier family 17 member 8 (gene slc17a8). Gene Ontology annotation, molecular function: neurotransmitter transmembrane transporter activity; L-glutamate transmembrane transporter activity. The coding region runs from base 16 to 1776 and encodes 586 amino acids. The record is from RefSeq and is a predicted model, not a curated record. Gene Ontology annotation, biological process: regulation of synapse structure or activity; neurotransmitter loading into synaptic vesicle; transmembrane transport. Gene Ontology annotation, cellular component: excitatory synapse; synaptic vesicle membrane. NCBI's taxonomy places the organism in Eukaryota, Metazoa, Chordata, Actinopteri, Perciformes, Bovichtidae. The transcript is spliced from 12 exons.
AAGACGCAGAUAAAAAUGCCUUUUGGUGGGUUAGCAGGUUUGAAGGAACAGGUGCUCAAGCCUGGGAAGGAGGAUGCGAAGAACACAGUGGGAGACUCUCUAGGAAAACUGCAAAGGAAAAUAGAUGGUAGUAAUAUAGAAGAAGAGGACCACAUUGAACUGACAGAGGAUGGGCGUCCGGUGGCAUCAGCACCACGUUCUGCCCCUUUGCUGGACUGCAGCUGCGGCGGGCUGCCCAAGCGCUACAUCAUCGCCAUCCUCAGCGGCCUGGGCUUCUGCAUCUCCUUUGGCAUCCGUUGCAACCUCGGUGUGGCCAUUGUGGAGAUGGUGAACAACAACACCGUCUAUAUCAACGGGACUCCUGUGCUUCAGAUAGCUCAGUUUAACUGGGACCCAGAGACAGUGGGGCUGAUCCAUGGCUCCUUCUUCUGGGGCUACAUUGUCACUCAAAUCCCUGGUGGUUUCAUCUCCAACAAGCUGUUUGCCAACAGGGUGUUUGGGGCUGCCAUUUUCCUGACGUCAGUGCUCAACAUGUUCAUCCCAUCAGCAGCGAGGGUGCACUACGGUUGUGUCAUGUUUGUUCGCAUCCUGCAGGGCUUAGUGGAGGGUGUCACCUACCCAGCAUGUCAUGGGAUGUGGUCCAAAUGGGCGCCACCUCUUGAACGGAGUCGUCUGGCCACAACUUCAUUCUGUGGAUCCUACGCAGGAGCAGUGAUCGCCAUGCCUUUAGCUGGAGUGCUUGUUCAGUACGUCGGGUGGUCUUCGGUCUUCUAUGUCUACGGUGUUUUUGGGAUCAUAUGGUAUAUCUUUUGGCUCCUGCUGGCAUAUGGAAGUCCUGCUGAACAUCCCACAAUCACAAACGAGGAGAGGACGUACAUCGAGACCACCAUCGGUGAAACAAUGCGUCAACUGAGUGUGACCGAGAAAUUCAAGACUCCGUGGCGUCGUUUCUUUACCUCCAUGCCCGUCUAUGCCAUCAUCGUGGCCAACUUCUGCCGCAGCUGGACCUUUUACCUACUCCUCAUCAGCCAGCCGGCAUAUUUUGAGGAAGUCUUUGGUUUCCCCAUCAGCAAGGCGGGGUUCGUGUCCGCUGUCCCGCACAUGGUGAUGACUAUUGUAGUUCCUAUUGGAGGACAGCUGGCUGACUUCUUACGAAUUAACAAGAUCAUGUCUACUACAAAUGUGAGGAAACUCAUGAACUGUGGAGGAUUCGGUAUGGAGGCCACUCUGCUGUUAGUGGUGGGGUUUUCUCACACACGCGGGGUCGCCAUCUCCUUCCUAGUUCUAGCUGUAGGGUUCAGUGGCUUCGCCAUCUCAGGUUUUAAUGUCAACCAUUUGGAUAUUGCUCCACGCUAUGCCAGCAUCCUGAUGGGCAUUUCCAACGGGGUGGGAACGCUGUCUGGAAUGGUGUGUCCUCUGAUUGUUGGAGCCCUGACGAAACACAAGACUCGUCUGGAGUGGCAGAAUAUCUUUGUUAUUGCGUCCAUGGUGCAUUACUCAGGGGUCAUUUUCUACGCUAUCUUUGCUUCGGGAGAGCAGCAGGACUGGGCCAACCCCGAGAGCACCAGCGAGGAUAAAUGUGGCAUUAUUGAUGAGGACGAGCUGGCUGAAGAAUCGGAGCUCAACAUGGAGGACGUGAUGGCUGUCAAAAAGAGUUACGGAACCACAGACAAUUCAUCUGGUGGAAAACAGGGCUGGAAAAAGAAGAGAGGGGUGACCAUGCAAGAGGAGGAGGAACAUUAUGGGAAUGGCGACUUCCAAGACCGGUACCAGUGAGACGCCCUGUGGGGCGAAGGACUUCCAAAACACUUGAGUCUGGUCGAGGCGGAAAGUUUGAUUUUACAUUGGAGAAGUGACAGUAGCAGCUUCAUAUGUACCUCAAGACGUUAAUCCUUUUUGGUCAAUACUCCAGUUUUACUGUGAUGUAAUCUAAUGUCAAAACUCACAAAACAUACGCAACAUAAAAAAGUAAAAAAUGCUAAAAUAAAGCAUUAUUUUUAUUAGAAAGCAAAGAAAACAACAAAUACUUGAUAUAACCAGAAAUGGAACAAUACAUUAAAUCUACACUGACAUGUGCUGGAGACUAGUAUGCUUAGUACAAUAUAAGUAAACCACUAGUGAACAUCAGAAACAUAUAUCAACUUUCAAACCUGACUUCCCUUUUCAUGCGACCUGCGUUGACCGUACUCCGUCUGUGCAAGCACACUAGACUGAACUUUAUGUAGCUUAAUUUAAAACACGUGACCUGUUUUUUAAAUGUUUUGUGUCAGCUAUGCAACGUGAAAAGAGACAUGCUUCUGGAUUGUAAUAAUGGCGUGACAGCAGUGUUCAUGUUAUGGGCCUUAUUGGGUUUUUUCUUUUGCUUGUAAGUAUUUGCUGUUGCUGAAUGAUUGCACUUUGUCGUCCCUUAGCUCGCUCUCCUCGUCUGAGCAGGUCUUAGUUCACCAUCUGUUUGUAAUGCACUUCUUCCAGCAUUAUGUCAGGGUCAUGAUUUAAAGUGCUCUGAGCUCAUACUGGGACGUAAAGGAUGACGAGUUCAGUGCUGACGUUACUCCAUGACGCAUUUAGUGUAACUCUAUUUAUUCUCCUGGUGUUUUUUGCAAUUUCUCAAUGUUUGAUACAGAGAGAACCAGUUUGUUUCUAAAAAUAAUGUACUGUAAUGUUUAAUCAGAAAAGUGUAUUGGACUGUUUAUCAUUACUGAUAAAUAAGAGAAUCAAUUUUGUACAGUCAAUUAUUAUCUUGUUGUUUGAGAGAGCAUUGAUUUGA